Notodromas monacha is the source of this 746-nucleotide messenger RNA. The record is from the annotation of a GenBank genome assembly. NCBI's taxonomy places the organism in Eukaryota, Metazoa, Arthropoda, Ostracoda, Podocopida, Cyprididae.
AUGUACCUUCACGGGUUUCACGUCGACAAUUUAACUUCCCGGGUUCUGGUGAAGAAAGUUCGAGGCUUGUUGGACGUGCUCACGAUUUUGAACUUUGAAUCCUCGAUGAGUCGAGUAGUAUCCAAGCCGAUUCACCGUCAGAAUGAACUCGACCUCGUGGUUGGCCUGAUGUUUGAAAAGGCGUGUGAGACUGACUUGGCCAGAUCGCCGUUGCUCUGCGUGUCCGCGUUGAUGAACGAGGAGGAUCAGUGAUACAGUUUUAUGCGGAAACUUCUCAUCAAAUGUCAGAAAUUAUUCGGGAUGGAGCAUUAUGUCCAGGAGCUCUUUGAAAUGGAUCCGACGAAAUUCGAAGAGAAGCGGAAGGAGAUCAUUCUGGAAUUCGAAAACUGACGCCAUUUCGGUCGCCGAUCAUUUAUGUACAAUACAGUACUGUAUUUUACAGCCCUCCGAAUCUCCGAGCAACGAAGAAGCGACGUCGAUGUGGAUUAAUGGUGGGCUUCUGUUUUUGACUCCGUCCGUCUCGCCGGAGAGACUGUUCCCUCGAAUGCAAGGUCUUGGGCGUCUUGAACUCUACGAAGUCUUCGGGUGGAGCAUCAGAAAUGAUUUAUGGAAGGAGCUGAAUGCCCAUCUAUUAUCAAUAGUUGACAUUGCCAAGUGUUGUUUAUAUAGUCCCUAGCCGACGUGAUUUGAUUUAUGUUGCGAAGUGUCGCGAGAAGCGAAUAAAAAAGUACCCCGCUUUUUACCGA